Messenger RNA from Pedinophyceae sp. YPF-701, 1632 nucleotides. NCBI's taxonomy places the organism in Eukaryota, Viridiplantae, Chlorophyta, Pedinophyceae. The record is from the annotation of a GenBank genome assembly.
AUGGAAGGCAGCGCUCACCCGGGCGGGGGUGGGGCCGGGGAGUCUUCUCAGCCUGCGGAGAGCGACAGCAACACGGAACGGGAGAGGCGAAGCCACCGGACGACGUGGACCGCCGAGGAGGACGCGAAGCUGGUGUCGCUGGUCGGGAAGUAUGGUGCGGCCAACUGGUCGACCAUCGCGCGGGAGAUGGGGAGCGACCCGCCGCGCAACGGCAAGAGCUGCAGGCUGCGGUGGUUCAACCAACUCAACCCCGAGGUCAAGAAGGAGCCGUUCACGCCGGAGGAGGAGGCAAUCGUUAUUGAGAAGCAUCGAGAGCUGGGCAACCGGUGGGCGCAGAUCGCGCGGUUCCUGCCCGGGCGCACGGACAACGCGGUCAAGAACCUCUGGAACGGGCACCUCAAGCGCAAGGUCGAGGCGGCCUCGUCGGAGGAGGGCUCGGACGUGAAGCGCCAGUGUCGGGGGGACUCGAGCGGAGCCUGGGGCAACAGCGAGGGCAACCCCGCUCGCGGGUACCCGUACAGCUGGCAGGCCGCGCAGCACGUGAUGCAGCAGGCCGCGCAGGCGCCGAUGCCGCAGCGCUACCAGCCGACCGCCAUGCCGCCGCAGCAGGCGCCGCCGCGGCACCCGAUGCAGCUCGCGCAGCCCGCGCAGGAGUACGGGCAGCAAGGAUACGACGACUGGGGCGGCGGGGGCGCGCAGAACGCGCAGACCGCGCUCGCCCUGCAAGACAUCUCGCAAAUGCUUCUGCGCCUCCUCGGGAUGCUGACUCAGGGGGGGGUCGAGCCGGGAGGACCCGGGAUCGACGUCAACCUCCUCCUGAGCGCCUUCGGGAUGAUGGCGGCGGCCGGAGCGUUCGCGAGCAUGCAGCAGCAGCAGCAGCAGCAGCAGCAGCAGCAGCAGCAACUCCGCCCGCCCGCUCCCCCGCAGCCCGGCGCCUUGCCGACGCAGCCCCCCCCGCAAGCGUACGUCUCCGGUCCGGUGCACCAGCCGCUGCUGCAGCCGACCGCGCCCUUCGCGCAGGCAGCUGUGCCUGACCCCAACUUGGCUGCUUACGUGGCUGAUCUGGUCUCCGCUCUGGGCGCCGUCAGCCGACCCAACCCGCAGGCAGCCCCGCCUGUCUCCUACCCUCUGCCCAGCUUCCCCCCUACUUACCCAGCGUCGCACCACCAGCUCGUGCGACAGCCGGCCCAGCAGAAGCCGUCCGCGCGGCCGGACGAGGCCCGCCGCCCCCCCCGCCUCCAAGACGAGCCCGUCACCGUCCCCGUCACGCGCGGGACUGGCUCCGGCACGGCGAUGGUCUCCUCGGCGCACAAUAUGAACACCGGCAACGCAAACAUGCCCGCCGAGCCCCAAGACGACCCUUUCGGCAUCAUGGCCGCGUUCAACCACCUGGUGGCGGCGCGCGGGUCGCCGAAACGCGGAUUCAGCAGCGGAUCCGGGCCCGACGCGCAGGCGCCGCAGCAGGCGCUGCAGCGGCGCGCGAGCCGCGGGACGGGCCCCGGGAGCGUCGAGGCGGUCCGCAAGGACGGGAACGGGUCCGGCGGCACCGGCAGCGGCGCCGGUGCCAGCAAGCCCGCCGACGGCAGCAACCCGCGCUCGCAGGACCCCGAGGACCCGAGCCGCUCGCAAUAA